Messenger RNA from Kockovaella imperatae, 2668 nucleotides. RefSeq lists its product as hypothetical. Bases 264 to 2402 code for a protein of 712 amino acids. The transcript is spliced from 7 exons. Lineage: Eukaryota; Fungi; Basidiomycota; Tremellomycetes; Tremellales; Cuniculitremaceae. The record is from RefSeq and is a predicted model, not a curated record.
AUCCGCCAACAUUGGUCAACUUUCCCACGGUUGGGAGGCUGGUUCAUGACGCGACCUCCUUCUCGGUUGCUACAUUGUUGUUGUUUUGACAUUGCACCCCCUCCUGCUUUGGCAUCACAAUUGGGCGACAGAGCCCGUGAAGUUGAUUCCACAGUUGUGAUCAACAUUCCAACAAGGCCUCGAGGGUGCGCUUCAACAUCCAAUCCAGGAUCCCAGUUUGAAAUCAGGGAGACUGGCCUCCAGUCCAGCCUUUGGCGCCACGAAUGGCGUUGGAACCCCCUAAUUCUGCAAGAAUCAAGAUGGAGGGCAACAAGGUUCCCAGACGCGCAAGCCUUUUCUCCAGCUUGGUCGAAGAGGACCGCCAGAGGCGAGCUCAAUCAACACCUCGUCAACGCGGUACCGACAAGAUGCCUCGGUUGUCCAGUGCGAGCGACAGAGACGUCAACUCCAUCGUCUCGCCAUUCAUAGGCAAGAGGCAACGACAGGGUCUUCCAGGUCACUCUUCGCCUCAUGCUAGACGGCGAAUGGUCCUACGACCCUCACUCCUCGGCUCGCCACAGAUCCGAGAGAUGGACUUGCAGAAAAAGGCUGAUCUGUUGAGUGACAUUGCUGGAGAUUUCAUCUUGCGCAUCACCGGUGGGAUCUCGAGGCCUGAGUCAGCGAAAGAGUGGAGAAACUCCUGGAAUACACUUCAAACUCUACGACAUUCAGAUAUUUUCCCGCCCAACAACUUACUCUUUCCGAUGGUCCAGAAUGUCCUGUACCAAUUGCCGGCGGGCGAGAUAUACAGCCAAAGUCAUCUGGAGCGUGCGGUUCGCCUGACGAACCUCGCCACAUUCUGCUUCGUCAUCUUUCGACCUGACGAAGCGAGCUCGUUGCUGGAGUACAUGUCGCUCGAGAAUGAUACCGCAUCUGCUCUCCGUAUUAAAGCGGCUCAAGAUGCGAUGGCUCUGCAUGGCAAGGUCGAAUGCAGAAACAAGGCCUUGUUGACAGCAUGGAAAUGCUUCUGGAGGGUUUUGGUAUCGCCGGACAGGCCAAUAGAUCCCAAGGUGUUCGAUCUCUGGGUCGACUUUUCGACACAGUUCUGCCUGACCUACCAGUCGCCCACCGUCCACCCUCCGAGCGAUGCUAUCGCCGAAUUGCCACCUCUACCGGAUCAUCUAGCCGAGAUGCUAUUCCAUCAGCAAUCCAUCGCCCUGUAUAAACAGGAGGAUCCGGACCAAUCACUCGUAGAAGACAGUGACCCGGAAGUUCUGAAGGCUCUGGAUAAGAAGUACGUCCAUGAGCGAUGGUCAGAGGUCGCAAAUGCGAGGCGUGAUGAGAUUCAAGACACGCAUUGGUCGGAUCUUUGCGAACGAUAUCCUUACAGCGAUUUUGCUGCCAAUGUGGCCGUCUAUGUGCAGAGUCAAAUAUCGGGCUCUGGUGUCGGUCUCGUCCAUUGGGGCUCUCCCUCAUCUGACAUGACUCUAUCUCCUGGAAGGCUGCCUGCCAUUUUGCAUCCCAUUCAUUCCCCCAGCAAAUUGCGAGACUCAUCUGUGUCCCGACUCGAGCCGCCGUCUGAGCAUCCGGGUUUAUUUCACCUAGAUGCCGAUGAGCGAACAGAGAUUUCUGAAGAUGCAAACAGUCUCGUGCCUAGGGGUGACAUUCAUCGGUCAUCAUCACCAGCCCUCGGCAAUAUGGUCAGAGAUCUCCCGAUCGACAUGGAUCUCAUGAAGGAGAUGGCCAUGGAACUCGAUGCGGACUUUGUGGCAUCACAGGCUGACCAAGGCGCUGAGUCGGGCAACGAUCUUUCCGUCAACGCCGACGGAGAGCUGGGUAUCAGGAGUUCCGCAACGCCUAGGCGGGUUGUCGCGCACUCUACAUCCAUAUUCGGGAAAUUCAACUUUGCUUCAAAGCAAAAAGAUGCCAAGCAGGUUGGAUGGGAAGAAUCUCCCAUGGUGACUUCUCGCAUUGGUCAGACCUUGCAUACUCACAGAGGCACUGCAGUGACUCCGAGACAGACACGACAGUCGACUGACCUCCGAACGAGACAACAAGCCUCUCUGACCUCUCAGACGUUGGGAUCUCAGACUCGACAAUCGCACCUCAACCCUGGGGCUGGUGCGCUAGGCCUGCUAGCGGACGGUGCUCCGUACCAAAAUCGACAGGACUCUCCCGCGGAAUUCCUCGCCGAGGAUGUUCUGCCCGGGGAAAGUCAGUUUGACGAUGCAGAAGACGGUCCCGGGGGCGAAAUGGAUGACGCGGGAGAAUACCUCGUCGAGGACAUUUUGCCUGUGGCGAGCCAGACGCAAAUGACUUGGCGGACAUCAUGCCGUCAGCCAGUCAAUUCGAAACGAAUCCACGGAGGAUUCACCGGAAUGGUCGAAAUCGGCCAGCGGAGGAAAUUGUGGAUCGAGGCGUAGUGGACGUGGCAGCACCGACAGAAGCCGCUGGCGACCGCGCAUCGCGUAACGAACUUGCCAUGCCGACGUCUCAGCGUAAACUGCAUUCACGGAGAGUAAAUCAUCCUGAAGAUGGAGUGGAAUUUGCAGAAGUGGAUUCGAAUGAGGACGAAGUGGACCGCCAGGAUCUACAAGGGGAUGCUCUUGAACAGGCGAGUGGGUUCGGCGCAAACGACCAGGGCAAUGCCGCCGAUAUUGGUCAAGAGAUGGAUUUGGAGGAGCCUUAC